CAUGAGCGGAACGUUUUAUGAGAAUUUGACAUUUCUAUUUUGUUUAUUUACAAUUUUGCUCACUAUUUAUAAUGGCAGGAGUUGUUCCCUCAAAGAAAUCGACAUCUGCUCGUAAGCAGUGGGCUAUUCAUGAUGGGCCCUAUGGUUCUCUAAAACGUUUGAGAAAUCAGUUGGCUAAUGAUGGAUGUGCGGAGUCACAAAUGGUACUGGCCAAACAGUUGUUGCAGGAGGAAUGUGAGUUAACUAACACUGUCAUUACAGAGCUGGAAACGGAAAAACGUGAGAACUGUCGUUUGGGAGUUUAUUGGCUGAUGAAGUCGUCGGAACAAGGGAAUUCCGAAGCAACGGAAUUGUUACGGUCAUGUUUUUUGAGUGGAAAGGGUAUUACCGAACAUAAUUAUAUGGAUGUCAAGCUGUGUAUUAAUAUGACACAAGAUGAAAAAUUGGCUAGAAAAGCUGCGCGAGAUUUAUUUUCAAGCUUGUCAAAUGGCGAAGAUUACAUUACGUCCCAACAACUUCAAAGGCGAAUUUUGGAAAUCGAUAAGCAACAAAGUACGUCAAACGCGAUUCAAAAAAACCGUUCGUACAACUGCAAUGGAAGCGGAGAACCGUCAAAUGGAGAGCUUGUGGAUAAUUACGACGAACAGGGUAGCGAUUCGGAUCAGGACGUGGAUUGGACGGGAAGAUCUGUCGACGGCAACCAAAAGUUAACCGAAGAAAAUCUGGUUUCGGCGGCCGUCGAUUAUUCGCACGGACACCUUCCGUUGGUAAAUCGAGGAGUGACUUUUUCCGACUUGAACUUAUGUGCGCUCGAUGAGAUCCCGGUUGUUCACAGAUCUAUACUUCAUCCAUUUCUCACAUGCAAAAUCUUAUACUUUAAAUUAAUCCGAGCUUUAGGCUGCAGUCCUAUCGGUAGUUAUAUUCCCUCGAUUCAAAGUGACAUUCAGUUGGUCCUCAUGAUGUGUUUGUAUUCGUUUGUUAGUUGCAACAGUGUGCUACAUUUUGUUCCUAUGGCGACCUAUUACAUCACGUUCGUAACUAUGGUAAUUAGCACCUUUCAAAUGCUACAAAUGGGUAACCAUUAUCACGAUUUUCAAGUUUGGUCCAAUUUGUUUAUCACUUACUCGGGUGGCAGUUUAAAUGCGGCCGAGGCGGAAUAUCAGUUCAUUCGCAACAAUUUAAAGCCCUUCGCCCAUUUCUUUCUCGCUUUACUUAUAAACCUGCUUGUUUAUCCCAUUAUCUCUGAUCAGUGGAUACCACAGUCCGAAUUGACGAUCCUCGCUUUCUGUCUAACGUUCAUUACUUUACACAGUUUUACACACAGGGAGCGGGGAGAAAGCGCCACCGCACUACUAACUUUGCUUAGUUUUGCUACGAAUGUACUUGCGAAGUAUCCGUACGAGACCGACGCCGUGGUAACACAAGGUUGGAGAUUCCUAGACCUUAAAAUUCCUACUUUCGCCAGCUACAUCAUUGGGAAUGGUAUUGAGUUUUGUAUAAACUUCAGAAUUUUAUUCUACAUCCUAAUACCAUUUUUGUUAGUGUGCAUAGCGUCGAGACGGAAUUGGUCAGGCACAUACAAGUGUCUUAUACCGCACUGUGUCACUUUAAGUUGGUUGCAGAUUGCCAUAAUCAACUCUCAAGGCGCGACUACUUUUGGCCUUAUGCGUGGUACUCUGGCGUUAGUUGGCAUUGUAAUGUUUUUACCGUUGGUCGGCUUAACGACUAUCAUUUUACCUUCAAUAGCUUUAACGAAAUGGGUGGUCACUUCUGUGUCGUUAUAUAGCAUACUCCUCUUUCUACUAUUUGCAUCAUCAGGCUUAGGAAUCAGUUGGUUGUUGGCCCGUACAAGAUUUCGCCAACAAAUAGCGUAUUUGCAAGUUAUAACCGCCAUCGUCACGUUUUUCAUUCUAAUAAAUUCAUUUUCCGCCAACAACUCCUCAUUGAACGUUCACACUCACAGCUCCACCGCAAAUGGUAUUACCUGGGAUCAGUACGAAGAAUUUUGCGAUCAACCCAAUUGGGAGACUUCAACAGCUGCCGCGAAUCAAAUUCGAUGCGCCAAGUUGGCCGACGUACCCGUCGAAUGGGAGGGAUGGGUGCACGAAAUUAAAGUAAGAUCAAUCACAAACGUCUGGAGAAAAAUAUUCGGUUAUAUACCGAAAUCUCUUUCUCAAUAUCUGUAUUGCAUUUUCGGCGAGAGCGUCGAACACGAUUGCAAGAAUCUUCCUGAAGAUGUAACGGAAGAAUGUCUAAUGUUUUACGACGCGAUCAGAACAACGAGAAAGUGUUCGUUAGAUAAUCUCAACGUGUACGAGUUUCACAUUGUAUUACGAAGAAAUAUGGUAUUAUGGACGAAAACGGCCGAAGUAGUACUAGAAGUCGGCCAUCAUUUUUCUAACUUCACGCUGCAAUUGAAACCGGACGAUAGAAUCAAAUUUACCGGAUUUUUAACUAACGAUGGAAUCAUAGGCGGCUCUAAACCUCAUGUCCUCGUCGAGUCGAUGCGGUGUAUCCAUUGUCACAAGACUGAAUUAACGAAUACGGAAAUACGAUCAGUUAAUUUGUUAACUCUCGAGUCUGUUUUGAGUAACUUUAAUUUAGGUUUAAAGUUUAUUAUCAAUUUUUUGUUUAUGCCAAUUAAUUUGUUUGAAUAGUUUGUCAAGAGUAAAUUAGGAUGUUGGAUGGCAAUAUAUUUAUCCUAUUUGAAACAAAAGAAUAAAAGAUAGUAAGAAGAUCUCAAACCAGUGAUAUAACCUAGAAUAUUUAUUAUGAAUGAAUUACAAUUUAAAUCGGCAGAAUAAUUAUUUAUUUUUACAAAUGUAUUUAAUUAUGACUUGUCAAAUCUGAACUUUGUCUUUGCAAAUAAAUUUAAUAUAGACA
Molecule: messenger RNA, 2883 nt
Organism: Photinus pyralis (common eastern firefly)
Lineage: Eukaryota; Metazoa; Arthropoda; Insecta; Coleoptera; Lampyridae
Product: wolframin-like
Exons: 4
Coding region: 72-2657 (861 amino acids)
Biological process (GO): calcium ion homeostasis; endoplasmic reticulum unfolded protein response
Cellular component (GO): endoplasmic reticulum membrane
Molecular function (GO): protein binding
Source: RefSeq, a predicted model, not a curated record